CACGACCAACACUCACUCGUCGUCGCCGUCGAUAAGACAGAGAGAGAGAGAUCUUUGAAAUAUUUCGGUAUAAAAAGAGAAUUUGGUGGGGGAGACGGCUCAGUCGGCUUUUGACACGGUUUUCUGUAACGUCCAGUGGAGUGGAGUGGACGCAAUAAGUCAAGUCAAGUAAACGAGUGACAUUUUUUUAAAGUGAAAUAAGAUCAUUGCUCAUUUAGUGACCUGACUUUCUGGACAAUUGGUGCAGAAUUUAAGUAGCAAUUCCAACAAGAAGAAGAAGAAAUUGGAAAGAUGAGAGUUUUUGUGCUGCUAGCAUCCCUCGCGAUGCUGGUAUCUUCGGAACCAGAACCACCCACGUCUUACUCCUCCUUCAGUUCUCAACCAUCUGCCGGCGUUUCCUUCCAAAACGUCCCCUCCGUCGCUAACCUUCAAUAUUCUUCGCAAUCGAGUCGAGGCUAUUCGACGCCAUCUUCUUCCUACGGACAACCUUCCCAACAGCAAAGCAGCUACAAUGCUCCGUCACAAUCGUACGGAACUAGUUCGUCGUCGUCCUCCUCCUCGGGGGGAUUUUCCACCGCGGCGUCGUCCUACUCUGCCCCCUCUUCGCAGUACGGGCAACCCCAGCAGCAACAAUCCGGAUAUCACGGUCAGAGCCAACCCGCAAAUGUGCAGGUUAGUUAUGGUGCCCCACCACAACUGCCUCCCGGAUCGUCGUACGGACCUCCCCCAGUGGUAACGGGGGCCGGACCGGAUCACGAGAUUGAGUACAGAGUCGUCUACAAACCGGUAAAGGCGCCCAAACCCGAUAUCAUCCUUCCACCACCACCACCAAAGCAGAAGACGAUCGUGUACAUUCUCGUGCCAAGGAUUGAAGCUCCGGAUCCAAUCAUUGUCCCAACCCAUCCACCAACGCCACCAUCCAAGCCAGAGGUUUAUUUCAUCCGAUACAAAGCCGCCCCCAAGAAGAAACCCCAACAAUCCAGCGGCAACUCUUUGUACGGGGCACCAUCUCAACAAUACGGCGUCGGCUCAGCUCCAAAACCUAUCGUCGUCGAAGCCCCCUCACCCACUCAGCCCACCCAAAGGAAACGAGAAGUCGUCUCGGUCAGUUCGGAAGUAAAUGAAAAAAUAGACGAUGAUGAAACUUCCGGUUUUGGGGAUAGGGUCAAGUUCGAGAGGGAUUAGAAAUCUAAAUAAAUAAGCUUUUAAAUAAUUCCUUCCUCUCAAACGUAUUUACUUAUCAACAAUUACUUAUCUCUCUUUUACUCAUGUUUUGUUUUAAAUGUGCCGUAUGCUAAUUUUAUGGUGUGGGUGGAGUACAUGGAUGCAAACGAGUUUUUUUUUCCAUAAGAUACGAUAUGAUUUAUAUUUUUUUUUGUUGGCAAUCGACUUUUUUUCUUGAGAAAUCUUCAUUUUUUUAAAUAGUGUUACACAACGUUGUGGGAGAACUAGUCCAAUUUUAAUUAGGUGAAUAUUCCAAUGAUGAUGAGGAUGAGAUGAUCACGUUAUUAUCGAUACGAUAUUAUGCGAGUAUUACUUACAAAAAGAGACAUGACCACCUCAUAUGCAAUAAAUACUUACCAACAGAACUACUCAUUAUUACAGAAGUGAAAAGACAAAAGAAUAAAUUUAUUGUUACGAAGUAUUUGACUUUUUAUAAGGAUUUUUUUAUGAUGCGAGUGUGCAAUGGGAUAAUAAAAAAGAAACAUCAACAUUAUUUGUGUAUUACCAUUUUUGGUGUCAUUUAUACGUAUAAUUCGGCCAGGAGAACCAGGAAAGCAAUAAAAUUAUAAUUAUUUGUUAAA
Molecule: messenger RNA, 1805 nt
Organism: Folsomia candida
Lineage: Eukaryota; Metazoa; Arthropoda; Collembola; Entomobryomorpha; Isotomidae
Product: leucine-rich repeat extensin-like protein 5
Exons: 4
Coding region: 292-1185 (297 amino acids)
Source: RefSeq, a predicted model, not a curated record